Molecule: messenger RNA, 1960 nt
Organism: Asparagus officinalis (garden asparagus)
Lineage: Eukaryota; Viridiplantae; Streptophyta; Magnoliopsida; Asparagales; Asparagaceae
Exons: 5
Coding region: 452-1543 (363 amino acids)
Molecular function (GO): zinc ion binding
Source: RefSeq, a predicted model, not a curated record
CCCUAUUAAAAAUGAAAAAUAAAUACGAUGAUACCGCAAAAAUUUCACGCCUCUGAUCGCGUUCGCCAACGAGCCACAGCAAAGUUCGGUCGGCUACAGUCGUCAUCCCCAGAUUCAUCGAACCCCAAAAUCAUCGUUUUUCUCUGCGGUCGCUAAAGAAACUCAAGGUAUCCUGAUUGCAGUUCUUGACCUAUUGAAUCCAUAGGUAGUAAAGAAAAUCUGAUGAGAAAGAUCAAACAACAUACAAUACAAUACCAAAAGGAUCUGAAGAACAAAUACUGGUUGAGGUGCAGACUAUUGUCAAUCACAAAAGGGUAAUUUUGGUUUGCUUGAUUAUGUUAGAUCAAGUCAAGAUUAUUUCUGAUCGCAUUUGGGUGAGCUGCUUGCUCCAUUUACUCGUACAAAAUCUGUGUGUUUUAUGAUAUUGAAGUUCAACAAAUACUCAUAACUCAUGGGUGUUAAAGAAGAACAGAAACAGUCCGAUGGUGUUGAAAGUAAUGGCGCAACUAAUGGAGAAACUAAUGAAGAGAAUUUGUGCCCGUCUGCUGAUGACCAGGCGUUAAAUACCUUACACACGCCAAAUUCUAGUACGGAUAAAGACCUGUUGCUUUGUCGGGUCUGUCACUGUGCAGAAUCUGACAGGAGAGGAGAUGCUGCCCUUGGCUUCUUGAACAUUUUCCCUCCACCCCUGGAUAGCAAUGGGGAUGGUGAUUCAAUUGAUAAAGUCCCCAAAAAGGAUGUCAAAAAAGAUGUCAUCCAUGCCAAUAAUAGUGUGGAAUCUGGAUUUGUUGAGUUCAUAAGUCCUGAAGGGGAAGUUUUUGUUUGCAGUGCUGAUAUAGAAUCAGGCUCUUACUGCCAGCAAGAUACACUGGUUGACCUUGGAUGUUCCUGCAAAAAUGAGCUUGCACUUUCUCAUUAUGCAUGUGCUUUGAAGUGGUUUAUUAGUCAUGGAUCUACUGUAUGUGAAAUUUGUGGAAGUGUUGCUAAAAAUAUAAGGCAUUCAGAUUUUAAAAAAGUCAUGGCAUCUUUGAAGGAAUAUGAGGCAUUAAAGGAAAAGACUGCAACUGGGGAACUUGCCCAGAUAAAUGUGGUAACAAAUUCAAAUGUUGAUCCUGAUGCUCUGGCAGCAGUCCGAAGGCAAAGACUUAGCGAGGUAUCAUUAUGGUUCAAUCCUCACAAUAAUUCUGUUGUAGUCUCACAGGAAACUGUAGAUCAAGUUUCAAAUCCCCCUCCUGAAAAUAUUGUAAUGGUGGAGAAUACUACAACUAAAUGGGCUGUUGAAGGUACUGGGAUUCUAGUUGCAACUGGCCUGCUUACGGUUACCCUUGCUUGGUUAAUUGCCCCUCAUGUUGGAAAGAAAACUGCAAGAAAUGGUCUUCACAUUCUGCUUGGAGGUGUAUGUGCUUUGACUGCUGUGAUCUUCCUUAGAUUUGUGAUUUUAUCUAGAAUCAAGUACGGGCCAGCACGCUAUUGGGCAAUCCUAUUUGUGUUCUGGUUUCUUGUCUUCGGAAUCUGGGCUUCUCGAAGCCAUGGCCACCAAUAGCAAAGAUUUGAGAGAGGCCCCUUUAUCCUGUCUCAAACUGCUACCCUUUUAUUAUUGCAAUAAAUUAGUGGCCGAAGAGGAUGCUUUGUUUUGAACCAGACUUUGUGAUUUACUAGUUCUCGAAUUUUCGUUCAGGAGCAGCAGUUGUAUAGCUGGACGUUGCUGUAAAGAAACUCGGAGAAUCUUUGGUAGUUAUUAGUGGUGUGCAGUGUCGAGAAAAAUGUUGUAUUUGUCGAGGUUAUGGCUUAAAAUUUUAGACAUUGUUGUUUAUGUAGCUUACAGUAAGAUCAGAGGGAAUGUAGUUUCCCUGUAUCAGAGAUCUCUCAUCUGCUGUAUUUCUGUGGUUAUUAUAGGGAUCUCUAAAACGCUGCAUGUCAAUUAAUGUAGUUGCUUUAAAAUCCAUGUUUAUUCUCUGUA